Molecule: messenger RNA, 840 nt
Organism: Acanthosepion pharaonis
Lineage: Eukaryota; Metazoa; Mollusca; Cephalopoda; Sepiida; Sepiidae
Source: the annotation of a GenBank genome assembly
AUGGGCGCCAAAAUAACAUGGUCGUCCAUUAGUAAAAGUUUUUUUUUCUCUCUCUGGAUAUUUCCCAUAUUUCACGAUCGAAAUGGCCCAAAUCUGUUCAUGAAGAAUUAUGUCAGACCAUGUUUGGUUCUAUCUAUCUAUCUAUCUAUCUAUCUAUCUAUCUAUCUAUCUAUCUAUCUAUCUAUCUAUCAUAGUGUUUUUCUAUCAAUCUCUAUCUAUCUGCUGAGUUCUGUUCAUAUCUAUCUAAGUCCGUUCGAAACUAUCUAUCUAUCUAUCUAUCUAUCUAUCUAUCUAUCUAUCUAUCUAUCUAUCUAUGUCCGUUCGCAACUCUCUCAAUCUAUCUAUCUAUCUAUCUAUCUAUCUAUCUAUCUAUCUAUCUAUCUAUCUAUGUCCGUUCGCAACUCUCUAAAUCUAUCUAUCUAUCUAUCUAUCUAUCUAUCUAUCUAUCUAUCUAUCUAUGUUCGUUCGCAGCUCUCUAAGUCUAUUUCCAUCUAUCUAUCUAUCUAUCUAUCUAUCUAUCUAUCUAUCUAUCUAUCUACGUCCGUUCGCAACUAUCUAAGUCUAUUUCCAUCUAUCUAUCUAUCUAUCUCUAUAAGAAACUGGAUAUUUUCUGCAUUUAUAAAUCCUUACUUUUCUCUCUAUCUCAAUCUGUUCAUUAUCUAUCUAUCUAUCUAUCUAUCUAUCUAUCUAUCUAUCUAUCUAUCUAUCUACGCAUGUUCUAUAUCUAUCAUCUAUCUAUUUAUCUGUCUGUCUAUAUCCGCAUGUUCAAUAUCUAUCUAUCUAUCUAUCUAUCUAUCUAUCUAUCUAUCUAUCUAUCUAUCUAUCUAUCUAUCUAUUUGA